Cucurbita moschata (crookneck pumpkin) is the source of this 892-nucleotide messenger RNA. Its product is annotated as 60S ribosomal protein L12-1. The coding region runs from base 117 to 617 and encodes 166 amino acids. Lineage: Eukaryota; Viridiplantae; Streptophyta; Magnoliopsida; Cucurbitales; Cucurbitaceae. The transcript has a single exon. Gene Ontology annotation, cellular component: ribosome; cytosolic large ribosomal subunit. The record is from RefSeq and is a predicted model, not a curated record. Gene Ontology annotation, biological process: translation. Gene Ontology annotation, molecular function: large ribosomal subunit rRNA binding; structural constituent of ribosome.
CCUAGAUUUUAUAGGCUCUUUGAAACCCUUACUCUGCCUUCGAUCUUGUAUCUUCGCCUCCGCCCGCCCCCUCUCUGAACUCAGGCAUCCAAUCUGCCUCUUUCCCUUAUUCAAUUAUGCCUCCCAAGUUCGAUCCUUCUCAGGUUGUCGAUGUUUUUGUCCGAGUCACCGGAGGUGAGGUCGGAGCGGCCAGUUCUCUCGCUCCUAAAAUCGGUCCUCUAGGUCUCUCACCAAAGAAGAUCGGAGAGGACAUUGCUAAGGAGACGGCUAAGGAAUGGAAGGGUCUUAGGGUUACUGUUAAGCUUACUGUCCAGAACCGUCAAGCCAAGGUCUCGGUUGUUCCCUCUGCUGCUGCUUUGGUCAUCAAGGCUCUCAAGGAGCCUGAGCGGGACCGCAAGAAGACUAAGAACAUCAAGCACAAUGGUAACAUCUCGCUUGAUGAUGUGAUUGAGAUCGCUAGGGUUAUGAGUCCCAGGUCUAUGGCUAAAGAUCUCAGUGGAACCGUCAAGGAGAUCCUCGGUACUUGCGUUUCUGUUGGCUGUACGGUCGAUGGUAAAGACCCGAAGGACUUACAGCAGGAAAUUACUGAUGGGGAUGUUGAAAUUCCCCAGAAUUGAGAGUAACUUUUCAUAUUGGAACUUACUUUGUAGUUUCAGUUUUGGGAUUUGAAACGUGUUUCUUUUUAUUGUCUUCAAAUGACUAUAUCUCCGGAUACAAUGAUUUAUUUAAUGUGGGAAAUAUUGCUUCGUUUCGGGGAUGGAAGCAUUGUGGUUCCGUUUUGAACUGAAGUUUAGACUGUUUUUUAUUCAAAUCGUUGCAUUUCCGGUUGUACUUUUUGAGAAUAGCCUUUUUUUUACUUCUUUAAUCUAUAAGCGCAGGGCAUUAAUUUUCA